AUGGCAAGUAGUCGUCCAAACAUUGAGCUGCCUCCUGGCAAGGAGGUGGUGAGUGUGAAAAUGAUCAACCCGGUCAAUUUUGGGCCUGCUAUCAUCAAACGGUUCAUGGAGCCCCCUAUCCCUUGGGUGGAAACAAAGAAACCCGGACCCGUUUUGACGUUCCUUUUGGAGCAUUCCUCAGGUGAAAAGCUGGUGUUUGAUCUUGGAAUCCGCAAGGAUUAUCAAAACUAUGCGCCUACCGUGGCAGACUAUAUACCCACAACGAAUUACGACAUACAAGUAUCAAAGAACGUGGUCGAUAUCCUGGAAGAGAAUGGAAUUCCUGGAGAAAGUAUUAAUGCGGUUAUCUGGAGCCACUGGCAUUGGGACCACAUAGGAGACCCAUCAAGUUUCCCUAGCAGCACUGAUUUGAUUGUGGGGUCCGGGUUUUCGGAUGCCAUGCUGCCUGGUUAUCCUGCUAAUCCCAAAUCCCCAAUCCGAGAAAGCGAUUAUGCUGGUCGAAACCUACGUGAGAUUCGAUUUGAUGGACCCGAUGCCCUGCGUAUUGGGAAAUUCCCUGCAGUCGAUUACUUCGGCGAUGGAUCUUUCUACCUCCUAGACAGCCCAGGACAUGCAAUCGGGCACCUAUGCGGUCUAGCGCGAACAACUGUCGACCCUCCUACCUUUGUCAUGAUGGGAGGAGACAUCUGCCAUUACGCAGGCAUCUUCCGUCCAUCCAAAUAUCUCCCUGUGCCUGCAUCAAUUUCCCCACAUCCAUAUAAUACACAAAGCGAUGUGCCUUUCUGCCCUGGAAGUAUUUUCGAUGAUUUACAGCACACUAGAGGAAGGAAACCAACAGAUACGGUAUACGAGAUGUGUUUCGGUCAUGAUGUCCCCCUUGCACAAAGGACUCGUGACCAAUUGCAAGAAUUGGACUGCGACGAAAACAUAUUUGUUAUUAUUGCACAUGAUUCAACCGUCAGAGAUGAGGUGGAUCACUUUCCAUUGAGUCUCAACAAUUGGAAGGAGAAGGGUUGGGCCCAGAAUGUCAAGUGGACUUGGUUUCGAGAUCUGGAACCCUUUUGGAAGUCGAAAGGCUUGUAA
Molecule: messenger RNA, 1083 nt
Organism: Penicillium vulpinum
Lineage: Eukaryota; Fungi; Ascomycota; Eurotiomycetes; Eurotiales; Aspergillaceae
Product: MBL fold metallo-hydrolase
Exons: 3
Coding region: 1-1083 (360 amino acids)
Source: RefSeq, a predicted model, not a curated record